AUGACAUCGGACUGGGUAGGCCAUCGGCUGUUGCUGGUGUCCGGUCAGGCACUGUAUCAACUUCCACUUGAUGCGUUCCUUACAACGUCACUGCUAACUCCUAGAAAGCUAAUUGAACUCUCAACUGGAGCCACCGACGCCAAACAGCUGACUUUUGAUCCUUUCAAGAACACUGCCUACUUGCUAACACGCAAUGGGUCGCUGUUUCUGCUGAACCUCGCUCGAAGUCACGAGAAAAAUCUGGCACUGGUUGUACCUUGCCUGACGAGUCAAACGGUCACGUGGAUGAUGACAGAGUUCGCAUGGAACCGUGCUUCGUCUCCGAAAAUCUACGCCUUGACUUGGAAUGGCCUAAUAGUGAUUGACGUCGAGGAAAACAAUAAAUGUAAUGAAGUACGCAUCGACUGGAAUAAAUUUGGAGCGAUGUCAGCAUUCGCAAUAGCCGACAAGCUGUUUGUGUUCGUAACCUCAUCGGAGAUGCUCAUCUACGGUCGAGAAACGGUGGUGCCAAUUCCAAUCACCUAUCCGCCACUUCGCCAAAUUCUUGCCGUCAGCCAAAGCAGUCAACCGUACCCUGAUCGAUCCUGUUUCGCGUUACCGUCUUCGGCUGGGAUACAGUUCACAGUGGUGAAUGAAGGCAAAACCGGUGCUUUUCUGGAGGUCUCGAAACCUCCUCCCCUGAACAUUUGUCAUGGUGUCUCGCUUCCGCAGACCCACUAUGAGUUCACAAAUUUUAGGUUUACUUCACUCCGAAAGAACACCGACAAAGUGAAGCAUAUCCGUAGUUAUACGGAGAAAAUUCAUGUUGAGAACGGGAUUCUGGACAAAGAAACGGACUACGAGGUUACGGUAGCGUGGCUGAAUCGAUACUCGGACGCGAGCGGUAUUUCGGACCCGAAGUCGUUCCGGACCGGAUUUGGUUACCCGUCAGCGCCACGUUCGUUGCAAGCCGUAGCCGUCACUCCCGACACG
This is a messenger RNA of Ostertagia ostertagi, 972 nucleotides long. Lineage: Eukaryota; Metazoa; Nematoda; Chromadorea; Rhabditida; Trichostrongylidae. The record is from the annotation of a GenBank genome assembly.